AUGAUCGACGACGUGCAACUCGGCGUGCUGGCCAACCUGAUGGGCUGCAGCGUGUUCCUCAUCAUUGUCCUCUUCCACUACGUCACUGCUGGCGCCAAGGAGGAGACCGACUAG
Messenger RNA from Acanthamoeba castellanii str. Neff, 114 nucleotides. RefSeq lists its product as uncharacterized. Lineage: Eukaryota; Discosea; Longamoebia; Acanthamoebidae. The transcript has a single exon. The record is from RefSeq and is a predicted model, not a curated record. The coding region runs from base 1 to 114 and encodes 37 amino acids.